Fraxinus pennsylvanica is the source of this 1479-nucleotide messenger RNA. Lineage: Eukaryota; Viridiplantae; Streptophyta; Magnoliopsida; Lamiales; Oleaceae. The record is from the annotation of a GenBank genome assembly.
AUGGAAAAAAAUAACAACUUCCAGACCGGCUUACGAGUUCUUGCUGUUGAUGACAACAUUGUUUGUCUGAAGUUGCUUGUCGUUGGCCUCCAACAAUGUGGUUAUGAAGUUACUGCGAAAACCGGUGCGCUUGAAGCUCUUUCAAUACUGAAGGAGAAUAAAGAUAACUUCGACAUUGUAGUGACGGAUGUUAUAAUGCCUGAUGUUGAUGGUUUUAAGCUGUUAGAGCUUAUACGUCUCGAGACCGACAUUCCUGUCAUAAUGAUUUCUAAGAAUAGCGACCCGCAAACUGUGGUGAAGGGUGUAAAACAUGGAGCACAAGACUAUCUGGCAAAGCCUGUUAAAAUAGAGGAUUUGAGGAAACUUUGGGAGUAUGUAACUAAGAAACCUGAAUAUGAUCAUCCACCAUCGAGCAUUGAAACUCGGGAAACAGUUGUACAAUCGUUUCCUACUGAAGAUUAUAAGGAGAGAAACAUGGAGAAAGAGGAUGAAAUGUCUCGAUCCGACCAAAUAGCUUCUUCUCGAAAGAAACAUACGAAAAAGAGGAUUGCAUGGACUAGACAAUUGCAUGGAAAAUUUCUCGAUGCGAUUCAGCAAUUGCAAGUAGAUCUUCACAGCAAAAUAAUUCCAACCAAGAUACUCGAGAUUAUGGACGAACCAGGUUUAACUCGGGAGAAUGUAGGGAGUCAUCUCCAGAAGUACAGAAAAAUAUUGGCGAAGCAAAGAAAAACAUUGGGACAGGACAUCGUUGAUACGAAUAGAACAAUACAACAUUUGUCUGAUGCUGAUUUCACUGCAUCAACUAGUAAAUCCGGUCGACCUACUAUUACUCGUUCUAACAGCGGAGGAGGGUACGGAAUCAGUAAUGUUGAACAAAUGAAUCCUAUCAGUAGAUAUUUUGUGAAUACCGGGAUAUCAGAUUCCUUUUCUGCAAAUCCAAAACCUUUGAAUAAUGAACUUCAGUUCCAACAAAAUCUUUUACAUUCUCAAGUGAUGAAUCAAAUGCAGCCAGCCAUGCCUUGUCCGUUUCUCGGAAAUGAUUACAUGGCCAAUUCGACUCAGAUUCCUUGCUUUAUGCCUGGAUAUCAAUAUUUCAACUCUGGCUUUUCUCCUUCGACUUCUGGAAAUCUUGGUCAGUACUAUAGCCUCCCUGUCGUGGAAAUUGUGCCGUAUACGCAAUCUCCUAGUGCCUUCAACCAUAUUUACUCUCCUUAUCAAAUAUCCAGAGGUUUUUCGAAUCAAGUUCUGAAUUCUCAACCUGAUUUGUUGCUCGAGCAGGUCGAAUGUCCAUUGCCAGGGCACUUUGAUGCAGCAAAUAUGACUAGUUUUGGUGGCAAAGCAAACAGUGAAAUGAAUGAAUGUCUAGGAAAUAUGCAGAUCUUCUCGAAUGAGCUUAUUGAGGAGAAUUUCAGCAGCGAUAAUCAGCACGAUUUCAUUAAUCAGGAUGAUGACUUAAGCGUCAUACUAAAUGAGGUUUGA